CCUAUCAUAUUCCAGCAUUUUUCAUGCCAAGUAUACAGAAGUAUGCAUAACCCAAAAGUCGCCCCGGACGAUUCCUAUCGCCGCUUUAUCCCUAAUACGAUGCGCAAGGACACGGCACAGCUUAAGGACUUUGUUGUCAGGCAUCUCGGUUAGGCCUAUCUGCCUAUAAGAUGUGGGUGUUGGUUUUGCAGCUAUUAUAAAUAUAUCGGUUCCGUUUGUGUGAUCUGACCAGUUUUCCUUCCCGUUAAUUCAUAUGCUUUUCCUUUCUUUCCUGCUUUAUCUUUAUUAUUGAGCUCGAGUUCCAAGUCUUUCCAGGGGCUACCCAGCGCAGUCGAUAGUGAGGACACUGUCUUAAUUGAGUCCAACGUCAGUUCAUAAGUAAUAUUACAAAUAACGAUACCAUACUCGCCAUGGCAGAUUUCAGAGAAGUUCUACAGAAGACAGCAAAUGCUUUUGUAGAAAAUAACACUCUUGCGGUGAAAAAAAGGGACACGUCCUUGUUCUCUGCAAUUCUGACAGAGGACUGCAUUCGGAUGUAUCGGUCCCUCUCCUUCAUCCAGAGGUAUCCGCAGUUCUUCAAGGCCCAGAUCACCAAUGCCGACUACGAGGCCCAGAUGCAAGUCGAGCUCCAAACCAUGAAAGACGUAUCUCAGAAAAUUACCAGGAUCGUAAUCGACACGACUGAGCGUAGGGCUACCUUGUGGAGCGAGCAGACUAUCUUUACAGCCAACGGAUCUACUAGCAAGGUCGAGGUGAUUUGGGAUCUGAAUUUCUCGGAAGAUGGGACUCGCGUCUCGCAGAUCAUGGAGUUCGUGGAUACUUUUGAGGCUACUAAGGUGCUGGAGCAGAUGUUGGCUAAAGCGGGCGCCGAAUAAUCGACGUCAAUCAUAUUCGGGUUUCCUCUAGGAUGCAACAAUGACCAAUUAAUUAGCUAUUCUCCUACGCAAUAUAAUACCUAGAUAUAGUCUAUAACUUU
Messenger RNA from Daldinia loculata, 976 nucleotides. RefSeq lists its product as uncharacterized. The coding region runs from base 411 to 875 and encodes 154 amino acids. NCBI's taxonomy places the organism in Eukaryota, Fungi, Ascomycota, Sordariomycetes, Xylariales, Hypoxylaceae. The record is from RefSeq and is a predicted model, not a curated record. The transcript has a single exon.